Molecule: messenger RNA, 1818 nt
Organism: Durusdinium trenchii
Lineage: Eukaryota; Dinophyceae; Suessiales; Symbiodiniaceae
Source: the annotation of a GenBank genome assembly
AUGCCAAAUGACAUCACGGAUCUACCAGUACCCUUGGAGAACUUGGAUGACGUCCGGGUCACCGUCUUCCGUGAACCUGGUUGUGACUCGUCAUCCACCACUGACCACUUCAAGACCGAGAAUGUGUUCUCCAAGAACUCCAAAGAGAUGCCCAAGCGACUUCCUGCCAAAUGGAUUGGCUGCACGAUCUUCCAGAUCAAUGCCACCACACGAAAGGAACUGGGCAUGACAGCCACUAUGUCAUCGAGCUCAACUUCGUCCCUGUGUCCCAUUCGAAAGGCAGCUCAGCACGUAAAGACACAGCAGCUUCGCCACAUGAAGAAGGAGAAGAACAAGACUGAGGAUGGCACGACAGUUCCAUGUGGCCUCAUCGCCUUGCAAGUCGAUGACAUGCUAGGAGCUGGAGAUCGCAGUUGCCCGACAUAUGUUGCAGCUGAGCGCCGCCUGAAAGAAGUUUUUGAAUUUCGAAGCUGGCAAGAAGACAGUGAAACCAUGGAGUACUGCGGUGUUUUGCAUGACCGCAAGGACUUUUGUUGGACAUUGUCACAACGACACUUCAUCCAGAAGGUCAAACCGGUCACCAUCCACAGAGGCAGAUCUCCAGAAGAUCCCAUGACGGAAGCUGACCGAUCGCAACUCAGAGCUCUACUUGGCAGUUUGCAAUGGCCAUCUGUGCAGUCGCAACCUCAUUUGCAAGCAAGUUGCAGCCUCAUAAAUCAGCAACGCUCUGGAAAGUUGAAGGCCAUCAUGGAGGCCAAUGCUUUACUGAAGUUCGCAAAAGAACAUGUGGAUGUGUCGCUGAAGUACGAGCCAUUUCAAUCCAUCAACAGUCAAGCUGAUCUCAUGAAGCUUCGCCUGGUGAUCAUGUUCGAUGCAUCUCAUGCUGCCCGCGAAGACCACUCUUCGCAGGGAGGACACCUGGCAAUCCUUGUGCCGGAAGAAGCCUUCCAGCAGGAGACUCCAUACCAUGAGCCCUAUGAGAUGGAAGAGAUUGAGCAGCUUGAGAACCCCAACGAGAACCUCGACAGACCAUGGCCCAGCUCUUCGAACUUGAAGACUCCUAUGGCUAUGCUGGUCUACUUCACUCAGAUCAAGGCGGUCACGGCUGGGUUCUCGGGUGUCCACACGCCGCUGGAACCGGAAGAGAUCUGUCUUCCAAACGAUGACCCAACAGUUGAAGACUGGUCGAUACUGACCUACAUGUCCAUCUUUGUCCUCCUCACCAUCCUCAUUGUGAGCUACCUGUCCUACAAGUUUGGAAGAAUGGUUGAGAAAAGAAGACAGGUGAAAGAUUUGGAUGUGAAGCUGAGGGUGGCUCAUGGUCGCAACCAAAGGCACUUUGAUGCAGCCUUGGAUGAGCAGAACCUUGCUCUCGACCGCCGCAUGUCGCAGCUAGAGAAUGACUUGGUGAAGGCCGCUGAAGAGCACGCCACCACUCGCAGCAACCACAACGAGAUGAUGGCUCAAUGGCAAAUUGAACAACAAGAAGCUGAAGAGAUAGAUCAAGCCUUCCAACAAUGCCAAGCUCUCCUGUCGCGGUGCUUCCGCGAACUACAGGAUCACAUCGAUGAUGAAUGUCCCAUCGAGAUGGGAUGCUAUGUGGCACCAUUCGGCCACACAUGGCACACGACUCGAGAAUGUCAUGGUUUGAAGCAAGCUCACCGAGUCGACCACCGUCCAUGCUGCCACUUUUGCACACCAAACCCCCGUACACCCUUUCGGGUGAACAGCUUGAGCGGAACCACACUGUGGGAAGAUAUGCAAUCUUGGAGGCGGCAGUGGGGCGCACGCUCCUACGAAGAAUGGCUGGUGGACUAG